Molecule: messenger RNA, 1067 nt
Organism: Dictyostelium purpureum
Lineage: Eukaryota; Evosea; Eumycetozoa; Dictyosteliales; Dictyosteliaceae
Exons: 2
Coding region: 81-1067 (328 amino acids)
Biological process (GO): oxidative RNA demethylation
Cellular component (GO): nucleus; cytoplasm
Molecular function (GO): oxidative RNA demethylase activity; ferrous iron binding; broad specificity oxidative DNA demethylase activity
Source: RefSeq, a predicted model, not a curated record
CAACAACAACUAAUAAUACCACAACAACAAAUAAUACAGAAAAAAAGGUUGAAAAUGGUGAAAAAAAAGUUACAGAGUUUAUGAGAGUACAAAGAUUAUUUAGACAAGUUACAAAAACACCAUUAGGUAAAAAUAUACCAAAGGAAAAAAGAGAACCAAUAGAUUAUUCAAUAGUAUUAGAUUUUCAUAAUAUAGAAAACAACACACCAGAGAAUAGAGAGUUAAUUAUCGAUUGCACAGAGAAUGUAACCAGUAAGGAGUUUGAGUUUAAUAAAGAUACAGAAUUUUAUUUACAUCCAAAGGAAUGGAAGGUAUUUGGACUUAAGGGAUACCCAGGAUUUUAUUUUAUCAGAUCACCAUUCACACCACAACAACAAAAGAAAUGGAUCAAACAUGGUCUUGAACACUAUGCAAGUCCACCAAACAACAAUAAUUUAAAUCUUUUCUAUGGACCAGUUCACAACCUCUGGGAAGAGAGACCAUUAGAUAAAAACGGCGAACGUCUUCCAACCUACAGAGCACUUUUAGAUAAAUUAGCAUGGGCUACACUUGGAUACCAAUACCAAUGGACACCAAGACUUUACACUGAAGAAUUCUACGAAGAGUUCCCAGAUGACUUACAAGAGUUGGUUCAAAAAAUUGCAGUUGCAACUAAAUUUGACCCAUAUGUUGCCGAAGCUGCAACCAUCAAUUUCUAUUCUGAAGAUUCAAUUAUGGGUGGUCAUUUAGAUAAUGCAGAACAAGAAAUGGAAAAACCAAUCAUAUCAAUUAGUUUUGGUUCAACUGCUGUAUUUUUAAUGGGUGCUGAAACUCGUGAUAUUGCACCAGUACCUUUAUUCAUCAAAAGUGGAGAUAUCGUUAUUAUGGGUGGUAGAUCACGUUAUUGUUACCAUGGUGUUGCAAAAAUUGUCGAAGAUUCUUUCAAUUUAGAUUUAAUCGAUGAAAAUGACUCUAAAGAUUUAAAAUAUAAAAUUAAAUGGUUAAAAGAAAAAAAUAGAAGAUUAAAUAUUAAUACAAGACAAGUUUUUAAAGAAGCAAAAUUAGGUGGAAAAUUAAAUGAUAAAUAA